CUGUAAUCCUAGUAUAACUGAUAGACCACCACGUGGUAUCAAACAGAACUUGAGAAGAUUUCUGUCUAGCCGUGCUACGAUCACUGGCUAUAUGCAUGUGUGUUGUCAUGGGAUGAUUUGUUUCUACAAAUCAGCUAAAUGCAAGCACCAACUGUUUUAAAUAUAUUUUAAUUUCUAUUCAACUUAGCCUCUUGACAACGUUAUCACAAGCCACAUUGGAAUUAAACAAAUAGGUUCUGUGAUAGACUUCACACGUUCAUAUAUAUAUAAAUUUGUAUAUACACUGACUGUAUCGUUGUGAGGUUUACAAAGCGAAUGUUUUAUUUUAUGAAUAGAAAAGUUUCUAUGGAUUCUAAUCAUAUCGAAUUUCCGUGACAUGAACGUGAACAUAUCGUGUCACCAUACUUGACUUAAACUAUUUAUUACUGACAUUUUAUUAUGUAGAAGUUCGUUAAAUGAAGGCUUCGACACAAGAGGUGAACAUUAAAAUUAUUUUUAAAAUUUUUAAAUUAGAAAUUAAAACAAAUUAUUAACAAUGAAAAAUCCAGCAUCAUUAAUGAAUUAAAAAAUGUAUUCUGUGGGACUUAUUGUACUAAUUAUAUUAAUAUUAUGGAGAGUCCAUGGAAGUCAUGGAGACUGUGAUCCCAACAUUCCAUCAAGACCUGUUCCUGUACCUCCAAGUUUUGUUGUUGAUGUUGAUGGAAUCCAAUCAAUUAUUUGUUGUGAAGGAGAGUAUCUGGACUGGUUUGAAUGUAAACCUUGUGAAGAUGGAACAUUUAUGACACCAAAAAUGGCACAAGAAGGGAUACAUCUCUAUUGUGAGAAAUGUUAUGAAACAAAAAUGGUAAGUUACAUGGUUUCAAACAUUUUUAUUAAACAGGUAAAUUUCGAAUAGUGUAAAAUAUUUUGUUAUAUUAGCAGAAAUAUAAUUCGAUCUUUAAUUCAAUUUUAAUAGGAAACAUAUGUCAUAUGAAGAAGUAUUUCUUAUGAUAAUUAAUUUCUUCCCAGUACGAGAUUGUUACUGUACCAUGCACCAAGACAAGAGACUCGACAAUCAUGUGUGAAGACGGAUAUUAUAGAAGUGACGUACAGGGAAAACCCUGUCAGUCUGAAUGUAGACGGUGUGACGUGUGCGGUCUGGGAAUAAAUAUGUUUAAAAACCAUGAAGUUAUUCCAUGUGGUGGUUACGACAACACUGUUUGUUCUAAUGGUGUGUACACUUCUGUGAUGAAUUUUGAGAAUGUUUCAAUAGCACCAAGCACUUCUAUCUUAAUUUUAGACAGUGAUGUCGAAGAGAAUGACGACAGUGGGCGCACCAUAUCUUACUCAAAUAAUAAAACACGCCCUGCAUAUACUGUCAACUUUCUUAAUUUAGUUUUAUCAAUUGUUCUGAUAAUUAAAAUUUUAAAUGUAUUUUAAAAUACAUUUAUGUUUGUGAAAUUAAGGAUUCCAGAUAAUAAACAGAUUAUAAUUUAUUUUCAAUGCGAAUUUAAUAAUCACUUUAAAUAGCAUUCGUGAUACCAAACAUUUUGACUCUUUUUAUAAGAAUCUCAUUUUGCACAAAUACGUGAAUAAUAUUUACAACGCCUUAGUUGUUAACAGAUAUUUAAAAAAAAAUAUAUAUGUAUAUCAAGAUAAUAUAAUUGUUAUCAUCUAUUGUAAUUUUUUAUUUUCAUAAUUUAGAUAAUUUUAAUUUAAUUCUUGAAUUACUUAUAAGCACAAUGAAACUUGUUUGUUCGAAAUUACCUGAUAUUUAAUUUAAAAAAUAAAGUUCAGAUGUCAUAAUUAAACGAACUAUAAAUUACAAGCAAAUGUCAUAAUCUUUGGUUUGUUUUGGAUUCAUUUAACAUAUAAACAGGUGAUUAAUAAAAAGGUUCGACAAUGACGACGAAAACAGUCUCUUUCAUGUAUUACAACUCAACCAUCCCUGUCAUCUACUUCAUCCACCCCAAUCAUCUCUUUUACUCUCCAAUCCUUUUCCACGAACCACCUCCUGUGAUGAAUCAUGUUACUUCUAACUACCACAUUUACUCGUGUUUCAUUACGGGAGUGUUGAGAAUUGUCCUUUAAUAGAUUGAUUUAACAAAAUUGUUUUUCUUGUAUAUAUUAUCUCCAUUGUUUGAUAGUUUUACAAAAUAGUUAUAUAAUUGUACAUAUUUUCUCUAUGUAAUUGAAUGAUAUAAUAAAAUUUAUAACCUAAAAUUACUAGUUAAAUAAAAAAAAAUAAUAGACCACAGCAUCACACUUAUCAUUAAGAAAUGAUCUGCUAUUGCCUCAACAGGUUUCUUUAACUUUUUUUAAAGAGUUCAUUUACUAUUUUGUUGAACUCUAAAAUAUAUUAAAACUAUAUGGACCUCAAUUUUAUUUCAAGUUAACUAUACUUCUAUAUACGGUAUAAACAAAACAAUGAGUGGGUCGCGAAAUCAAACAUUUCGAGAAUGGUGAUGUUCACAUUUCCUCAUUCCGAUGUUAAAAUCAAUCCUAAAGCAGCCCACGCUGUUAACUUAAAACUAUUUACACUUAUCCCAUUAUAUCGUCAACGUUAGAACACGUAAUAAAAAAAAAGCUUACAUCUUAGGUUUUUAUGACAGAAAUGAUAUCCAGUUAAAAUAUUAUAGUUAUAAUGUCAUAUUUAAUUGCAGCAAAUAAAAUAUAUUUAAAAACCUCAUUUUAACUGCAACACGCGGUUAAAAAAAAUAAAUGUCAUUGUAAUUAUAUUUCUUUGAUCAUAAACAAAUUCUAUGGCUCGGACAAUUUUAGCAACGGUUUCGCUUAAUGAAACACCAAUCAACAGACUUGACGUGCACACCAUUAGACAUCACGUGACCACAGUUUGGCAAUGACGACGUAUGCUGCAUUUUCUCCAUACAAAUAUAUUUUACAAUCGUUUGCUAAUUAAAGAAAUGAUGUGAGAGAAAGGUAAUACUAAAUCUGUUUUUUUAGGCCAAGAUCUGUUCCUAUUGCAAAAUAUGGCGUUCUGGUAGUUAAAUAUGAUUUAAAGUUAUCUACAAGAGAUGAUGAUGCAAUUUCACUGGAAUUUUCUGUCAAAACAACGGAACAUGGAAGAUUUUAUUUUAAUGGUAAAUCAUUUUUUUUCUGUCAAUACAUCUCUUCACAUGGGAGAAAUUAAGGAGGAAAAAAAAUAGCAAAUUCAGUUUGCCUCAAGAGGGGCUGCAGUAAUAAUUUUUAGUGAGUACACAGAUUUAAUAUGCCUCCGUUUGCACAUGGAUCCCAGUUUGAGAAUCGCUUAUUGAAAGGUGAAUUGCUCUCAGUCUAAUUUUUUGAUAAUUACAUGUCUUUAAAUUAAAAAAAAAUUAUUUGAGAAAAUUGUUCAAUAACUGGGUGGUUUCCAUACGUUUUAGCUUACGAAACAAUACGUCUAACUAUUUACAUCUGCGGAUAACUACUAUUCUAUGCAUUUAUUAGUAAACAUUAGUGUGACACAUUAGUGUUGACCAACAGUGUUGACCGACAGUGUUGAUAACAGAGCUAUUUAUUUCCUGGAAGUUAUGAUAACUAAGCUUACAAAAAUGUGAGUUAGAAUUAUAAUUAAAAUUUACUGUUUUAUAUAAUCAAAAAAUGAAAACGGAGAAAAGGAUUACAUUAUGAUUUUAUUAGAAGGGGAUUCUACUCAUCACAUCACCCCUAUCGUUACCUCAUGGAAGUCACAAUUUUGGUUUGGGUGUUAAUGAACUCCAACCAACAGUUUAUGGUGAAGGAGAGUAUCUAGACUUGUUCGAAUGUACACCUUGUGAAGAUGGAACAAUUAUGUCACUAAAGAUGCCACAAGAAGGGAACAAAAUAUAGUGUAAGGAAUGUUACGAGCCAGUAAAUUUCUUUGCUUUUUUCAUGAUUGUAAUUUUUUUCUAAAUUUUGCGCAGAAAAUUUAAAUGUAGCGUAGAUUUUAAAUUUAUUUCGAUAAAAUUCUAGUUUCCUCUCGUCUGUUUAAGUUAUUAAUGUAUGCUCCCUUUUAUGGUGCCAUAGUACGAUGUUGUGACCGUGCCUUAUACCAAGACCAUGGCUAACUCUACAAUGUGUCAGGACGGGUAUUUCAAAUAUAACAAAUCGGCAAAACACUGUAAGCCUACAUGUGCAGAGGUUGUGGCGUUUAAGGCCAUGGAAGGAAUAUGUCUAAAAAUUUUAAAGGUCGUGGACUGUGUUAAUGUAUCAGUCGCUCCCAACAAAAGGCUAUUGAGCGACUUUAUGGACAAUUGUGAAACAUAUCCAAUGAGAUCAGUUUCUGUCACACACAAUACAACGAGUGAUACUCAUUCUAUAGUUUACUUGGUUUUGUUUUUUUUUUUAAACCGAUUUUGUCUGUACAGUUCAAUGAAUCAUUUGGUUUAUUAUCGAUUAAUUUCAUUCUACUGUAAACGUGUUCUCACUGUGGCAACUACUUCCCCAUACAUUUAAUGAGAUUUAUUUUACAAUUAUUGCACUACACAUAUUUGAUUGUACACGUCUCUAUGCCUAUAACUUGUGGAUGCACUUGUCUACAAUUAACUUAUUUCUAAUUGAUUUGAAUUUAAGUUAGAAAAUAAAACUUCAUUUCUCUAUUUUCUUCCAUAUAUAUCAUAUGAUUGUUAACUCUUCUAUAAUCGUCUGCUAUAAUUGUUGCACAGAGACCACGGUUUCUUUAAUAUUUUUCUAUGUUCUGUAUUAGAUCUCUCUAUAAACCGAUGCAUAUUUGUAAGCAAAAACUGCUGAAAAUUCUAUUUCGUAAAAUAUUACGAGACAAAAAUAUGUAGUUUAUGUACAACUUUAUUUAGUGGGUGUUUUUAUCAUUUGAAACUUAUUUUAAUAUUUUAUGGUCUUUUAUUUUUUAAACAUCAAAGUUUGAAUUUGAGUCCCAGCUAUUGUUGUACUAAGAGUUUUUCGUAAAUUGUUUGUUAUAAGUACAGAUUGUUCGUAUAUCUAACACAUUGCUUAUUAUGUUCUUCAUAAGACCCCUCAUGCUGUUAUUUUAUUUUUACGUUUAUGAAUGUCUGCACCAUUACCAUUUGUGGCUCAGUGUAUUUUAAAACUUUACUAAAUAGAUCGUUACAAAAUGGGGAGGUCACUAGCAAAACAUGGUGAGUCGAAUGUUAGGAGGAAAAAAAAUGAGUUAUUCAUUCUGGCUUUUUUUGCUAAGUGUCAACAGUAUUUUAUGUCAUUUAUAUAAAUGAUUUAUUCGCUACUUAAAGUUAACUUACAAACUUAGCUUUUUAUUUAAAAAAUCAACCAUAAGUUACUUAGCAGGUUUUGCAAGUGACCUGCUCAAAGAAUAAAAAAUGGAAACAUAGUAGCCAGAAUGAUCAUUUCGUUGAUCGUGGGCCCUUAAACUUUUUCAUUGAAAUAUAUCCUGGUUGUCCCCGGCCAGUUCGGUAACUUGAAGCAUGCGUAUCAAGGUGUGAAAGAUAUUGCGUUUGAUUAUUCAGGAAACCGCCGUGUGCUGACACAAACAUGAUUUCAACACGUCAGACAAGAGAUUACGAGCCAGCUAAAUGAAAACUAUAACGAAUAAUUCUAAACUCUUUUUAAAAAACUUAGAGUUUUCCAAAGAAUUUAAUUAUUUUUUUUUGCAGUUACUUAUUAUUUAAGUUUGUAAAGAUAUCGUCUAUGGCAAUCAAAUGUGGUUAAAGUAACUUAUUUAAAUGACGAUUAACUCAGAAAUAUAUCAUGUGACUUCUCCACUGUAACAGGGUUAAAUUUGCAAAGUCUUUAAGAUCUAUGAUAUUGGUUGUGAAAUAUUUUAUUUUAGUGUUCAUUUGAGGUAAAAAAAUGAUUAAAAGUUCCAUUUCUAAAUUAUG
Lymnaea stagnalis (great pond snail) is the source of this 5789-nucleotide messenger RNA. The record is from the annotation of a GenBank genome assembly. Lineage: Eukaryota; Metazoa; Mollusca; Gastropoda; Lymnaeidae.